Molecule: messenger RNA, 3460 nt
Organism: Lentinula edodes (shiitake mushroom)
Lineage: Eukaryota; Fungi; Basidiomycota; Agaricomycetes; Agaricales; Omphalotaceae
Product: Utp14 protein-domain-containing protein
Exons: 8
Coding region: 14-3202 (1062 amino acids)
Biological process (GO): rRNA processing
Cellular component (GO): small-subunit processome; nucleolus
Source: RefSeq, a predicted model, not a curated record
CCACUUUCGCGCCAUGGCUCGUUCAGGUCGUACAUCAUCUAAUAACCAGUCACGACCCACCUUCAAGAACCAAAGCUUCUCUAAACGCAAAGGCUCAGCUGCUACUGCCGCUAGCGGCUAUGCGAAACGACACGAACGCAAAGCAGCCAAAUCCGCUGGUCGUUUUGAAGAUGUUUACGAAUACGCUCCUGAAAAGGUUCGAAGGGCCAAGAUUGCUUUGGACCUUGACCGGGAUGAGGAAAUGGACGCUGGUCCUCUCGGAAAUGGUGGUGCAGAUGACAUGGAGGAUAUACGCAUGAAGGCACGGCUAAUCGGAGAGAACGAGGAGGACGAGAAGAUUGAUAGUGAGGAUGACGAAGAGAUUAAUAGCGAUGCUGCGUUUGACGAUGACGACGAUGAGAGAUUUGCUGGAUUCUUCACCAAAAAGGUGUUGAAGAAGAAGGCUAGCAAGCAAGUAUCCGUUACUUUCGCUGAUGUGGAUCUCAAUGAAGAUGAAGAUGAUGCCGAGCCGCAGGAGUCUGAGCGGGAUAAUGGAGAUGCAGAUAACGAAGACGGAGAAGAGUCCGGCGAAGAUGAUGAAUUCAUCAAUGUCCUUGACAUCCUGGAUGGAAGAGGUGAACCUCUCAACGAUGAGGACAACGAUGCACCUCCGGCGUCAUUUCGGGGAAAUUUUGUGUCAUCUAAAGAAGGUGAUGAGGGAAUGGAAGAUAGCGCAGAUGAAGCGGAUGAAGAAGAUGAAAAAGAGGUCGAUGACGAGGACGAAGUAGAUGAAGACGACAGAAUAUCAAUUUCUCUUUCAGAGGCCGAGGACGAAGCUGAUGGAACCUUGGACGACCUGCAGACAUUCAUCUCCUCCCUUGAUCCUACUUCGUCUGGCUCUAGGAAACGCAAAGCGGACGGCGAAGAACCUGAACAUUCACGAAAACGUCGCGUCAUCAAAGAACGCACCGAAGCUGGAGUAGAGAGCGAGUUCAGGACGCAGAGUGCCGGUCUGUCGCUGAAUGAUCUCCUGUCACCGCUAGGUCAAAGCUCUUUGGAAAAGUCUGUCAAGGUUCUGCAAUCGCAAUCUGGAGGAAAUGCCAUUUCGGCGGGGAAGAAGAAAAAACCGCAAACGCUCUCUGUACCACUGCCCCAGAGAACCCAGGAACGUCUCGACCGCGAAGCGGCAUACGAGCAGACAAAGGAAGAGGUAGACAAAUGGAGCGCAACAAUGAAGCGUAUCUCGGAAGCUGACCAUCUCAGUUUCCCGCUGCAAGCUCAGCCGCAAGGCAAAGUGAGCAAUCUGGAGCUUGCAGCAAAAUUCAAGCCCUCGACCGCCCUCGAGACCACCAUCUCAUCCCUCCUUUCCUCUGCCAACCUCGCUACAGAUGCCUCCGUUCUUGAAACCGAAGAAAACAUCCUCAAAACCAACGCUAUCUCCGUAGAAGACGUUGCCGAACGUCGUCGAGAACUUAGACAAAUGCGCGAGCUGAUGUUCCGCGCUGAAGUCAAAGCAAAGCGCGUGAAAAAGAUCAAAAGCAAGGUCUACCGCCGGCUGAAAAGGAAAGAGAAGGAAGCUGUCGAUAGGAACGAUGAUGGUAGUGAGGAGGAGCUUACUGAGGAGCGUCGUCUAAAAUUGGAGAUGGAAAGAGCUAGGGAGAGGGCGACGUUGAAGCAUAAGAAUACCGGCAAGUGGGCCAAGAAGAUGAUGAGUCGCGGUGGAUAUGGGGAAGGGGGUGACGAUGAUGAUAUUAGGGGUGGUCGGCAGGAGAUUGAGGAGAUGUUAUCGAGAGGAGAGAAACUGAGGAGGAAAAUUCAAGGAAGAGGAAGCGACGACGACGACAGUCAGAGCGAGAGUGAAGAUGACGGCGAGGAUGACUCAGGUGCUGGUGUAGAGUCGGCCUUCAACGAACUGAGAGCUCUUAGUAAGACAGAUGCGGAUCCCCUUGAAAGUGCAGGGAAGAAGGGAAAUAGCGUCUUCGAAAUGAAGUUUAUGAAGGAUGCAAUGGCUCGCAAACAAGCGGAUACGAGUCGAAUUGUAGAUGACUUUGUCAAGGAGAUGGGCGGAGAUGAGGGUCACUUCAGCGAUGGCGAAGUUGGAUCCACUGAGGAUGACCCUGACAGUGGUGUUAUUGUUUCCAGAACAGGAGGUAGGAUGGUAUUGCAACCUACGGCCAAAGGAUCAGAACACCCGACUCGAACAUUUUCUGUGGCCUCAGAAGAAACCUCAAGCUCGACGUUGAAAUCCACAGACUUCCCAACUCCCACGCCGCCAUCACCUUUAAUAUCUACAUCAGAAAAGCACUCGUCCCGACCUGCUCUUUCCCAGCCGUUCUCUUCGAAUGCGACAACAAGUACUUCAGCUUCUGUAAAUCCAUGGCUCGUCCCGUCCAGCUCAAGCGGUGCCGGCAAAGCUGGCCCAAAGAAAACGAACGAAAUCGUUGUGGACAAAGAUAGCUCACAGACCACAAAAUCGAAGCACAAGCUCAAAAAGCAGAACAAGAAGACUGAGGAAGAGAAGGCUCGUGUGAAAGAUGACGCUGUUGUUGAGAUUGAGAUGGAGAACGUUUUCGCAGUUCCUAAGAUCUCGAAAGGGCAUGAAGAGGCCCCCGCAACGUCUGCAGUCACCGCUUCCAAGAACAAUAUCAAGUUAAAAGAGAAGGGUAAAGCACAGAUCUCCGAUGACGAUUCGGGUAGUAAUGAUAGUGAGGUCGAAGAUCAGGAGAAGAUGUUACGGAUGAAGGGAAAGAAGAAGUCAAAGGCAACUAAAGCGUUUGAGCAAAGGGAACUUGUCGCUCGCGCCUUUGCGGGUGAUAAUGUAGUCAAGGAAUUUGAAGAAGCUAAACGCCGAGAAAUAGCUAUGGAUGCCCCCACAGAGGUCGAUACAACUCUUCCUGGUUGGGGUUCUUGGGGCGGUAUCGGUGUUCGCAAAGGCGCUCCCAAACCCCACCUCAUCAAAAAGAUCGCAGGUGUCGACCCCAAGUCUCGCGCUGAUUACCACAAAGCGCAUGUCAUCAUUUCCGAAAAACGGGAUAAGAAAGCGUCCAAGUAUCUUGUACCGGAUCUUCCGUACCCUUACACUAGCAAAACGCAAUUCGAUCGUAGAAUGCAACAGCCAUUAGGCCCGGAGUGGAAUACGAGGGUCGGGUUCCAGAGGGGGACGUUGCCCAAGGUUGUGAAAAAGAUGGGUACAGUUAUCGAUCCCUUAGAUAAAUUGUCCUGAAAUUGGGUUAUGGUGCGAAUGACUGAUCAUGCAUUGUAAUGGUACACGACCUGGACGAAGUACAAUGAGAAAAUUGGCUUCACCAAACUAUCGGCAAGAGGCUAAGAGUACGCUAGUAGGUCCCAGUGAAUCAAUUGUCAAUAAUUUUAAGGAACCCAUCACCUUGGAUGGAUGAAAUGGAUAAAUAUGCACCAUUCCGCGGCACUUCAGGAACAUACCGUCGUUGAAAAUACUGACUAGGCUCCACUCACUGCGUCG